Molecule: messenger RNA, 2565 nt
Organism: Cynocephalus volans (Philippine flying lemur)
Lineage: Eukaryota; Metazoa; Chordata; Mammalia; Dermoptera; Cynocephalidae
Gene: INTS9
Product: integrator complex subunit 9
Exons: 17
Coding region: 82-2058 (658 amino acids)
Biological process (GO): snRNA 3'-end processing
Cellular component (GO): integrator complex
Source: RefSeq, a predicted model, not a curated record
CCGGCGGCGGAAACCGCCCCAGAAGACGCUUCCUGGGUCUGAGGGGCCGAGGGACCAACGUCGAACAGCCAGAAGUCCGGUAUGAAACUGUAUUGCCUGUCCGGGCACCCAACCUUACCUUGCAAUGUGCUCAAAUUCAAAUCAACGACCAUUAUGUUGGACUGCGGACUGGACAUGACUUCCACCCUCAAUUUCCUUCCUUUGCCACUUGUUCAAAGUCCCAGGCUAUCUAAUCUUCCUGGCUGGUCCCUGAAAGAUGGAAAUGCUUUCUUGGAUAAGGAGCUAAAGGAGUGUUCAGGUCAUGUAUUUGUGGAUUCUGUGCCUGAAUUCUGUUUACCAGAGACUGAGCUCAUAGAUCUAUCUACAGUAGAUGUGAUCCUCAUCUCUAACUAUCACUGCAUGAUGGCGCUGCCUUACAUCACCGAGCACACCGGAUUCACAGGCACAGUGUAUGCCACAGAACCCACUGUUCAGAUUGGCAGGCUUCUCAUGGAAGAGCUAGUGAAUUUCAUCGAAAGAGUGCCAAAGGCUCAGUCUGCCUCCUUGUGGAAGAAUAAAGACAUACAGCGGCUGCUGCCUUCUCCUCUCAAAGACGCAGUGGAAGUGUCAACUUGGAGAAGAUGCUACACAAUGCAAGAGGUGAACUCUGCCCUUAGCAAAAUCCAGCUGGUGGGAUAUUCUCAGAAAAUUGAGCUUUUUGGUGCGGUCCAGGUGACUCCUCUGAGCUCUGGCUACGCCCUUGGAAGCUCCAAUUGGAUUAUCCAGUCUCAUUAUGAGAAAGUAUCUUACGUCUCUGGAUCCUCCUUGCUCACCACACAUCCCCAGCCCAUGGACCAAGCUUCCCUCAAAAACAGCGAUGUUCUCAUUCUGACAGGCCUCACCCAGAUUCCCACUGCAAACCCAGACGGCAUGGUAGGAGAGUUCUGCAGCAACCUCGCUCUGACAGUCCGGAAUGGAGGAAACGUGCUGGUGCCCUGCUACCCUUCUGGAGUGAUCUAUGACCUCCUAGAGUGCCUGUACCAGUACAUUGAUUCCGCUGGCCUCUCCAAUAUUCCCUUCUACUUCAUCUCCCCCGUGGCUAACAGUUCACUCGAGUUCUCCCAGAUCUUUGCUGAGUGGCUUUGUCACAACAAACAAAGUAAGGUGUAUCUCCCAGAACCGCCUUUUCCUCAUGCAGAGCUCAUUCAGACCAACAAGCUGAAGCACUACCCCAGCAUCCACGGAGACUUCAGCAACGAUUUCAGACAGCCCUGUGUGGUGUUCACAGGGCACCCGUCCCUCCGCUUUGGGGACGUGGUCCAUUUCAUGGAACUCUGGGGAAAAUCUAGUCUCAACACUGUUAUAUUCACAGAACCAGACUUCUCAUACCUGGAAGCACUGGCUCCCUACCAGCCACUGGCCAUGAAAUGCAUAUACUGCCCCAUUGAUACACGCCUGAAUUUCAUCCAGGUCUCCAAGCUGCUUAAGGAAGUGCAGCCCCUGCACGUGGUCUGUCCCGAGCAGUACACGCAGCCGCCCCCAGCGCAGUCCCACAGGAUGGACCUCCUGAUUGACUGCCAGCCCCCAGCCAUGUCCUAUCGGCGGGCCGAGGUCCUCGCCCUGCCCUUCAAGCGUCGGUAUGAGAAGAUUGAAAUCAUGCCAGAGCUCGCAGACUCUCUGGUGCCCCUGGAGAUCAAGCCUGGCAUCUCCCUGGCCGCCGUCUCGGCCGUCCUGCACACCAAAGACAACAAGCAUGUCCUCCAGCCUCCUCCUCGGCCUGCCCAGCCCACAAGUGGGAAGAAGCGGAAGCGGGCGAGUGACGAUGUCCCAGACUGCAAGGUCUUGAAGCCACUGCUGAGCGGCUCCAUCCCCGUGGAACAGUUUGUGCAGACCCUGGAAAAGCACGGCUUCAGUGAUGUUAAGGUGGAAGACACAGCCAAGGGCCAUAUCGUCCUCCUCCAGGAAGCUGAGACGCUCAUACAGAUUGAAGACGACUCAACCCACAUCAUUUGUGACAAUGACGAGACGCUCAGGGUACGGCUGCGGGACCUUGUCCUCAAAUUCUUACAGAAGUUCUGAAACAGGACACCUGAGCCAUUUACAUUUACCAGGGCGCCCAUCACAAGUCACCUGAGGAAGGGCACGAAAGGCUGAUGGCCAGUCUCUGUGUGUCCUCUGCUUAAGAGGUGGCCCUGGAGGCAAACACUCUGGAGUUGAGGCCAGGAUCUCUGGGCCUGGUUUCCUAGCACUGUUUCAGGCAAGAACUUUCCCUUUAAGCUUUCAAUUCAUGCUCUUCUCAACACCGGCUCUCUUGAGUAGCAUCAGCCUGAAAGAGCAGCUUUCCUAGAGGCUGAUGAUGGACAGGGAAGUAAAAAGAUGACUGGCACUGUCCUGUGUGGCCUGUGUUUCUUUCCCACACUUCACAGGUCUCGGGCAGGGGAUCUACUCCUUGAUUUUAUUUAUUUAGUUGCCUAUGGUGCUGCGCUUAAUAAGACUAUCCCCCAAAAUUAGUAAAAUGAACCCAAUGUCUAUCGUAUACAAUGUGAGCCCACUUUGUUAAUAAAAACUUACUUUUUUAGAAGUAGC